Messenger RNA from Sorghum bicolor (sorghum), 2023 nucleotides. RefSeq names its product zinc finger CCCH domain-containing protein 2. The record is from RefSeq and is a predicted model, not a curated record. Bases 140 to 1279 code for a protein of 379 amino acids. The transcript has a single exon. Gene Ontology annotation, molecular function: metal ion binding. Lineage: Eukaryota; Viridiplantae; Streptophyta; Magnoliopsida; Poales; Poaceae.
UCUCCCUCGUCCCCAACCCGCGCACUGCCCCCGCUCUCUCUACACACCCAAAAGAUAAGCCGAGUCCACGAGAUCUCCCGUAGACCAAAGACGACGAGUUAGAGGGGAAGGAAGGAGACACAGCCACCCGAUCCUAGCCAUGAUGAUGAUGGGCGAGGGAGUGAGCGUGCCGCCGUGGACCCACCACGUCCCCGUGAGCGGCGUCGACGUCGGCGGCGGCGACGAGAUGACGCCGUACCUGCUCGCGGCGCUGCGCCAGUACCUGCCGUGCAACGACGCCGCCGCUGGCGCCGAGGCGGACGACGAGGACGCGGCCGCCAUGGCCGCGGGCGUCGACGGCUACGGCUGCGACGAGUUCCGCAUGUACGAGUUCAAGGUCCGCCGUUGCGCCCGCGCGCGCAGCCACGACUGGACCGAGUGCCCCUUCGCGCACCCGGGGGAGAAGGCCCGCCGCCGCGACCCGCGCAAGUACCACUACUCCGGCACCGCCUGCCCGGACUUCCGCAAGGGCGGGUGCAAGCGCGGCGACAACUGCGACUUCGCGCACGGCGUCUUCGAGUGCUGGCUCCACCCGGCGCGCUACCGCACCCAGCCCUGCAAGGACGGCACCGCCUGCCGCCGCCGGGUCUGCUUCUUCGCCCACACCCCGGACCAGCUGCGGGUGCUGCCCACCACGCAGCAUCAGCAGUCCAGCCCCCGCGGCGCCGCGGCGUGCUCCCCGCUCGCCGACUCCUACGACGGCUCCCCGCUGCGGCGCCAGGCGGUCGAGAGCUUCCGCACCAAGAGCAUCAUGUCCUCGUCGCCGACCAGCACCCUCAUGUCGCCGCCCAAGUCGCCGCCGUCGGAGUCCCCGCCAUUGUCGCCGGACGGGGCCGCCGCGUUCCGCCGCGGGUCCUGGCCGGGCGUGGGGUCCCCCGUCAACGACGUGCUCGCCACACUCCGCCAGCUCCGCCUCAGCAAGGCGAACUCGUCCCCGUCGGGCGGGUGGGGCGGCUACCCGGCAUCCGCGGUCGGCUACGCAUCGCCCACGGCGGGUGGGUUCUACAGCCUGCCAACCACGCCGACAACCCUGGCCACCGCCUCCGGCUACAUGGCCAACAUGGAGCCGCUUGACGUCAGCUUCUGCGGCGACGAGGAGCCUGUGGAGAGGGUGGAGUCCGGGCGGGCCCUCCGCACCAAGGUGUUCGAGCGGCUCAGCAGGGAUGGCGCUGUUUCCGGCGACGCCACCGCCGGAAUCAGUGGCCCUGACGUCGGGUGGGUCUCCGACCUCAUCAACUGAGGCGGCUGCCGGUCGUUCUUGCUUCAAUGGCAAUGUCAUUGGGGGCAUGGAGGUGAAAGGCGGUGGUAAGCCGUAACAGAGAAGGAUGGCAUCAAGAAAAAAAAUGGUUCCCUGUUUAGCUUUUGUUGCUUCCAGUUAAUUCCGCUAAUCCCCUGUACAUAUCUAUCGCGCUGUGAAUUUUCUCCGGUUGGUUGGUAGACGGAGGAUGCUAGGUGGUGGUGGUGGAAGGUGGGGUGGAUCCGUUUUGGGGUUCUUGAGGUAGCGGAAAAUAUCCGUUCAAGAAAAUAGAAAAAAAAAAUGUAGAUGUAGUAGCCGGCGGAGGUGGUGGUUUGUGUCCUCUUCUGGGCAUAGGGUGUUGGAGGAAGGCGAAGCAUGGCGGUGGCUGGUGGUGACGACGAAGAAGACUGCCGGAUUUGCCGCGCGCACGGCGGCCGCUGCUUGGUGAUUUCUGUGAUUACGGAGCGUGCAUGCUAGUUUGAUGUUGUGUCAAGUUGAUCGUUUGUGCAUUAGUAGGCAUCGGCUAGAUGGCGAUUGCAACCUGCUUGUGGAUUACUACCCCCAUUUUGUUAAUGUAAUCUGUUUUAUCAAGACCCAGCAAGCAUUCCCUACAGCAUAUUUUGUACUUAAUAUUGUAGUAGUAGUAGGUGCUGAAAUCUCAUUCACCCGCUAUUGGAGGUGAAUUUCCCAUGUAAUCUUUUGCUCAAGUAAAUGGUUUAAUGAAAUCUAUGUCUAUUAUUAAUAUCG